Messenger RNA from Malus domestica (apple), 1788 nucleotides. NCBI's taxonomy places the organism in Eukaryota, Viridiplantae, Streptophyta, Magnoliopsida, Rosales, Rosaceae. The record is from RefSeq and is a predicted model, not a curated record.
AUGGAGGGUACAGUUUCAGCUACAGAGGCAGAGGAAGAGGCAGAAACAACUAUAAUUCAACUCCUCGAUUCAAUUCUGGGUUUUCCAAUUCCAGUGCAGGAAUUCUUGGUCCAGGAAAACCACAUGUUUCUACAUGUCCUGACCAUGGUUAUGAUAUUCCAACAUGCCAAAUUUGUAACAAACGAGGACACGUUGCUGUUGAUUGCUUCCAGAGACAUUCCCCCUCUCCUAAUCCACCUUCUAAGCCACAGUGUCAAAUUUGUUGGAAAUUUGGACAUACUGCCUUACACAUCUUCGGACCAGUUUUUGGUGGCUGAUACAGGAGCAACAUCUCACAUGACUUCUGAUUUGGCAAACCUUAAUCUCGUAACUCCCUUCUCUGGUGCAGAUACCCACUCAUCCACUCAAUCUCAUAACAUUUUGUCUCAGUCACAGGUGUCUGUUCAUAUACCACGGUCCUUACCACUCUUAGUCACUUCCCAAAACCUAGUCAUACCUCAUCAAACAUCUUCUUCACUUGCUUCAUCCCCUACAGCCUCAAAGUCUUCGCAUUCCAUAUCUCCUAGAUCCACAGAGUUAUUGCAAACACUUCCCUCUAAUGCCUCAGAAUCUUUGGAUUUCUCUACCCAUGAGCCAGCAUCUCAGAGUUCUACACAGUAUCGAAUCCCUAUUGAUCCAGAUUUUCAAAUAGAACAACUACCUGUUGUUCUUCCCAUUCCCUCGGUUAGUUUGCACCCCAUGCAAACUAGGUCCAAAAGUGGAAUCUCAAAACGAAAAGUGUUCACAGCAACUGUUCAGGCAUCUGCAAAAGACACUGAACCUACUUCCUAUAAAUCUGCGUGUAAAAGUCCUGAGUGGCAAGUAGCUAUGAAAGAAGAGAUAGAUGCUCUUCAUGCUCAGCAAACUUGGAGUUUAGUUCCUCUACCCUCUGGGAAGAAUUUGGUUGGCUUUCAUCCUUCUCAGUAUGUGUGUAAGCUCAAUAAGUCAUUGUAUGGGUUGAAGCAAGUUUCUCGAGCUUGGAAUGAAAAAUUUACAAGCUAUUUGCCUGGUUUGGGUUUUAAGUCCUCUUUUGCAGAUCCUUCAUUAUUUGUUAAACAUACUGAUGCUGGUACGGUUGUGUUGUUACUCUAUGUGGAUGAUAUUAUUCUUACAAGCAGUUCAUCUAUACUGAUUGAUGAUGUUAUUGUGGAAUUAACCAAAGAGUUUGAAAUGAAGGAUUUGGGUCAGUUGAAUUACUUUCUGGGGUUGCAGGUUACUUAUCAAUCUGGUGGCCUGUUUGUCUCUCAGUCCAAAUACAUCCAGGAUCUGUUAAACAAAGUUGAUUUGCAAGAUUCCAAGCCCUGUCCUACUCCUUGCUUACCAUAUCAUAGACUCCUCAAAGAUGAUGGCGCUCCUUAUCACAGUCCAGAGCAAUAUAGGAGCAUUGUUGGGGCCUUGCAGUAUGUGACUUUUACAAGGCCAAACAUAGCCUUUUCUGUCAAUCAAUGCUGUCAAUUUAUGCAUUCUCCCAUGACUUCUCAUGUUGUUGCAGUCAAGCGUAUUCUUCGAUACCUUAGUGGAACAAUAUACUAUGGUCUAAGCUUCAAACCUGGAAAAUUACAUCUGCAAGCAUACAGUGAUGUAGAUUGGGCGGGUGAUCCUAAUGAUCGCAGAUCAACUUCCGGACAUAUUGUAUACUUUGGUUCAAGUCCAAUAUCUUGGGCUUCUAAGAAGCAACACACCGUGUCAAGAUCUUCGACUGAGGCAGAAUAUAGAGCACUAGCUAUUGCAGCUGCAGAAUUGGCCUAG